This is a messenger RNA of Anopheles maculipalpis, 6261 nucleotides long. RefSeq lists its product as uncharacterized. The coding region runs from base 1 to 6261 and encodes 2086 amino acids. NCBI's taxonomy places the organism in Eukaryota, Metazoa, Arthropoda, Insecta, Diptera, Culicidae. Gene Ontology annotation, cellular component: nucleolus. The record is from RefSeq and is a predicted model, not a curated record. The transcript is spliced from 2 exons. Gene Ontology annotation, biological process: maturation of LSU-rRNA from tricistronic rRNA transcript (SSU-rRNA, 5.8S rRNA, LSU-rRNA); maturation of 5.8S rRNA from tricistronic rRNA transcript (SSU-rRNA, 5.8S rRNA, LSU-rRNA).
AUGACUACAAAAGUAGUUAAACGUAAGCUUAAACCGAACGGAGCUGAGUGUCCGGUAGAACAGAAAAAAUCAAAGCCAGGCAAUGCAACGAAUGGAGUGCAAUCGCUGGCCCUACCGUUUCGGAAGCAGCAACCGAAAGGCCGGCUCGUAUCGCAAGCUUUCCGUAAACGCAAACCGAUUGGAUAUGUGGAACCGUCCGCGGAGGAGAGAAAGAUUAACAAAAUCGCAGAAAACUUCCGCCAGGAGUUACAGUCCGGGGUGAUGGCGAUGAGUGCCGUUCGACACUUUCUGCAGGAAACGUACACAAAUCCGGACAUUGUUAUUCAUUACAUACACUGCGGUGGUACGUUUAAACCGCUGCUGGAUAUUCUUUCCUCCUGUGAGAAGGAAAAGCUGAACGAUAUUGCCGACGUGCUGCAUUUGGUACAGAUUGUGCUGCUGAGAAGUUUGGAUUGUGAUGAAACGCACGUAAAAUAUGCCACCAAAUGCGUUAGGUCCAUCAUGACCAACUAUCAGACGGUUGUUUGCAGUCUGCUACAGGAUCAGGGAACGCAUGCAGUGUCCAGCAAAGCGUGUGCAUUGCGUCUGCUCAAGGCCGUUCUGCUGGUGGACGGUCAAACGUACUGGCGUGAUGUGUUGCGGUUGGUAGACAGUUCCAGUGCGAAGAUGAGUAUAAGCGAGUAUCGUGAAUCGCUUUCCCGGCCGGAAGGUUAUAUCGGAAAUUCGCUACGCACAGCGUUUAUCGAGUUUAAUCUAGCGUUUCUGAUCGAUACACCAACACAGCUGGUGCGUUUCUGGCUCGCACGCCAUGCUUUGGUUUAUCCGCUGGUGCUAAACCUGGUGUACGAUAGUACGGCAAACGUAAUACUCGUGAUGAAGACACUGCGCAAGUACGUGCUCGAUAAUCCUGAAAUCGAUAAGUACAUCUACCGUACCGCCUUUACGCCCGAUAUUCUGAAAGCACUCGUCCAUCUGUACGAGUGGGUCGGUCCGGAAAAGAUGGAAAUUAAGGAGCAGGACAAACUGAAUGUUCUGACUGCUGCUGAAGAAUUCGUGCUACCACUGCUCACUUCACGACGUUGCUUUUUAGUGCCGAAAUCGAUCGAUCUAGAACGAGCCAGUCCACGUUAUCGGCAGCUGUUGCAGGAUCUAAAGCACACCUAUCUACACGAACACCAACGGCGGCUGGUGAUGGGAAUGCUGGAAAUGUGUCCCGAAGUAAUACCGGCCACGCUCGACAUGUACGGCGGUAUGUUAAAGUCAAAAUCCGAGCACGUCCGUGAAAUGCUUAAGCAAAUACUUCUUCUGCACAAACCCGACGAAUUAAUCCCGAAGCUAGAAAAAACCGUCUCCGCCAAAGCGCUGUCGAAUUUCGUCGUACAAAGCACACUACCACGCACGAUACUCGAACACAUUGGUACAGUGCUGGACACACAGCCCAACAACAUCCCGUACUGUUUCGAAUUUCUUGCCGUAAUGGUAGCCCGCUGCGAGGAAUAUAUCCAGGUAAUCGAACGCUCCAGCCUGCUAGAUCAGUUCGGCCUGAAAAAGGUAAAGCUGGAUGCAAUCAACAAGAUCGUAACAAUGUUUCCCAGCGUUGAUCGUAUAAUGGUAGCGAUGAAGUCCCAUCGGGACAAUCGGGAGGUCCAAAAGCGCGAAGUAACGCUCGAAUAUGCGAUGGACAUUUUGCUCGUCUGCAUACGCUCGUUCCGGGCGUACAUCGAUGCAUCCUCGUUUAUGACCACCUUCGGGGACAUUCUGAUCAAACCGGCCUACCAUUCAACGGUGGUUGAGCGAUAUUUUUUAAACUAUGAGUUUAAAGCGAUAAAAGUCAUCAUCCAGCUCGAACCACAAAGCGUUUCGUUCACGUCCGAGUUAUUUCCGGCGGUGCUGUCGUUGCUGACCAAAGCGUACCUAAAUGGAACACCGGAGGUACGGCUGGAUGCAACGGAACAGCUGCUGUCACUGUUCCGCAAUACGGCCCUGUUCGGCAAUCGUGGUACGGAGAUUGAAUUUUGGUUUCAAGCAAUGCACGACAUCGAAACGACGGAGGACAUUCCCGAACUGGUCAACUAUCUUACCGUUCAGAUACGGCAAGCUGCAGAACAGGUUGGACAAAAAAAGAAAGGCAAGUACGAUAAAAAGUUCACCUCCGCUGAAGAAGCGUUCGAUGUCGGUGCAUCAACAGGCAAGAACGAAUUGCGGGCACUUUUCGCGAGAGUAGAGCGAGAAACGGACACAUCCGUCACUACUACCGUUGCCGCAUCGGAAGCACUUCUAGACGCACAGAUUGAGCGACCCGCAGCAGACAACUUGUUCCUGUAUAUUUUCUCUGGCACCACCAAACGGCCGGCAAAGUUUCGCCCGUAUUUCGAGGGAGUAGUAUUGCGCUAUCUUCACUCCGCAUCCCAUCCGGAGAUCAUUCAUCGCGCAGUAAAAGCGAUACCCGGUAUCGAUAAUCUACUGUCCUCCGUACGCCAGUACGCAGCCAGCUGGCUAACGGGAAACGAAGGUUUGGCAUUGCAAAAAACUGGCAAUCCCUUGUUUUGUUCGCUUAGCAUCGCUCUGGUGGAAAAGCGAUCGAAUACUGAGCUUUACGAUCGUUUCGUCGGCCGGAAGAAAGCUGUGCGCGUUUCCAUGCUGGAUUUCUUCCACCUGACGAUGUUUUAUUUUAGCCGUUGGGUUGCAUCGCGAACGCUCGUCCCGGAGCAGGUGGAAGUAUUGAGAUAUUACGGCAAACUAUUCCUGAAGCGUUUACUAGAACCGGGCAUACUUUCGGAGCGUGAUGUUGGCGAACUGAUGGAGGGAUUGUUCCUGCGCCGUCCGGUCAUCUUUCAGAAUUUCUCCAUCGUGAAGCGAACGCAAGAUACUUUACGCCAGCAGGUGUCCGAGUUGGUGUACGAGCUAAUGGAGAUGAUGCAUCAACUGCCACAUUUUGAGGACUACACUGAGCUUUACUCGAACAAGAUUCUUACCGAGCUGAUGGCAGCUUCAACCGUGGACGAAGAGUCUCACCUAGAUGGGGAGCUAACGGAGAAAUUGCUGACCGUUUUUAAACUGAACGAACGUCACUGUGCAACACUUUUGCGGCAUUACGCGAACCUUCCGGCCAGUGUGUUUGUGGCGGGAAAUGAAAGAACGUAUCACUACCAGCAGAUGUGUUUCGCAUUGCAGCAGUUGAUAGCGCGAAACCGAUGCCGGGAGGAAUAUUUCCUUCCGGAGGAAGCCGUUCGAGGACUGAUACGUAUCUACAUCGAAUGUGGCCGUAAUGAAGAAGGCGGCAGCGAAACGAUUGAGUUGGAAGAGUUGGAAAAAGCUCUCCUGGAUUACUUCAACAUGUUCCCGCACUGCAUUGCCCACAUCGAGCCGGAUCUGAUGCGUGUGUUCUUCGAAAACGAUCGUCGAAUCGGUAAAACGACCAUCAAGCUGGCAGCGUUCUUGCUCUCACGCAGUUCUCAUCUUCACGCACCCUUCCUGCAGCUUGUCGGGCCGAAUGCGUCAAAGAAAGAGUUGGUUUAUCCACUGCUUAACGUUGCCUUCCGAAAAGGUAUCAUUAGCGAGACAACCGCCGAGGAAAAGCAUAUCAAAACUCUACUGGGGCAGAUUUACGUCGAGUUUAAGGGUCCCAUCCUAAAGAUGUUGGAAAAACCGAACAAAGCUGCUGUUAUUUAUCGUGAAAAUGCACUCGCAAGCGAACAGCUCGUACGGUUCUGCAUGCCACGCAACGAGUGUGUUGAUUUUUCACGCAAAAAGCUCCGAAUUGAAGCCGUUGAAUCGUUCCAGCUGCGUGUGUUGAUGGAAAUUUAUGGAGCAGCGUUGAAGACGCUCGGAGAUGGUGCAAACGCACCGGCAUUGCAGCCCAUCUUCUGUAACGGAUUCGGUGUACUGUUGCAGUGUUUUGAAGCACUUUUCAAAUCGAUUUCUUCGGCGAACUAUCUACUACAGCAGGAGGUACAGUUGCAACGGAUGAAUGAGUUGGUGCUGGCGACUUAUCGGUGGGCAUCGCAGGCAGCCGCACGGAACCGUACCAAGGGCGAGAGGAUAACUUUCGCGUCCGUUACGAAGACUUCCCAGUGGACAGCGUUUUGUAAGAGUUGUCUUAAGUUUGGUAUGGAGACGGUACGGCGUGGCGAUAACGAUCGACGGUUCGAUGAGCGAUUGCACGUGCUGCUGAAGCUGAUGGCGGUUUUGGUGGAUCUGUUCUAUGAGGACGGGCAAAAGGAACAGGCUGAUAUCGGUCGGUGCUAUGAUUGGGUUUUAUCUCACUCCAAUUUUCUCCGCGUCUUGCUCUUGCAGUAUCAGUACAAACCGAAGACAGCUCUGGUGCAGCUGAUGUACUCGCUUGCACGCAAAAAUCCAUCAGUUGUGAGCGAUAAGCAUGUUCCACUACUCUUGGGUGCAUACGGUGCAACACUGACCGACGCUAACCGGUACAUUCUGGCGCUGCUUCAACACUACGAACGAUCCGGAGUACAGAUGCAUGAAUUUCGACCCUUCCUGUGGGGUGAAACAGCCAUCAAACAUUUCUCCCUGGAAUCUACGGCAGCUGCACAAAACGACGAAACAGCUAACGAAACAACUGCACGUGGAUCAUUCCGUACGAACGUAACGGAAGUGUUUGCCUUACUGAUGGAAGAUAAAGUUAUUAGCACGAUAGAAAACUUCCCUGUGUGGCGAAAGCUUGAUGCCUGUUCGCAACUCCCGGAAACCACCUUUGAUGAGCUCAUGCAGCAAUCGGAUUCCGAGAAACGAGGACUUCUGGUGGACUAUCAAGCGGAUGGGCCGGUCGAACGAUUUGUGGAGAAAUCGCGUCGAGGACACGGUCGAAAACAUCAUCCACAUAUCGACCUGUUGGAGAUGAAUUCCAUCAACGCGGAGCAGAAUUCCGUAACGUACGAUCCCGCAUUUCUGAUGCCAAUGAUAAACUACAUGUUUGCGAGCGAACAACCGGACAUGCUGCGGCGUGGGAUUCGUUCCGGCAUCCUCACACUACCCUUCCUGUGCCUUUCGAGCAACGAUGAGCAGAUGCGUCUAGCCGGUGGCAGUGUUCUCCUUCGCAUACGUAGCCACUUGGAGCUAACGAAACGGUUAACCGAUUCGAAAACAUGGCUUCAUCUGCUAGCCGUUAUACAGCGACGCUUCAUUGAGAUGUACGCAACGGCAGCAAGUUACAACGAAAACGUGCAAAAGAAUGGACACGUGCCGCGAGCUCCAUUCCUGUCGAUGCUUUUCAUCGCCGAAACGGUUAAGCUGCUUCCGAACGUGCUGAGCAAACUGCACGGCCCAAUGACACAGUACCUCAUCCACCAGGACGUGUACAACUUCCGCAUGGUGCCCAAUUUUUUGCAACUGUUCAACAGCAGCGAUGUGGAGAAUAACGUUCAGCGGAUGUUUAUGGUUCGGACGCUUUAUCUCGGGGUGAAGUCGCAUCGUGACUUUGCCGUACUACGUGCCUCGCCCAUCAUACAGGUGAUGAUGGCAUUCCACGGUUCACCACUGUCCAACCGUGAGCUGAACAUGGCCAUCCUGAACCUACUGAACGCUAUUGCUAAAAUCCCGCGAUCUUGUCAAUUUCUGGUAGAUUCGCUUGGGUUUGUCGGUUGGCUGAGUGAGCGUAUUGACGUGAUCGAAAGCUUUGAGUUUGAUACGAUUGAAGCAUUUCUGGGGCUGCUUAGCGAUUGCUGGUAUUCGAUGCAGGUGAUGGCUAUUUCGUACCGAUCCCGCUCACAACACCAUCAACCACGGUCGACGGUAUUCUUCCAGCGUGGUAUGCUGAUCUUAACGCUUAAGUUUCUCCCGCUACUGUCACCGCGAAGUUCGAGCAUUACGUUGAAACGGUUCUUAAACUUGCUCGAAAAGACCACUUCCCCCUGGCACGGUUAUCAACAUCUGAUGUCGUUGGUCAGUGCGGAGGUGAUGGAACAGCUGCUCGAGUACUUCGAAACAUUGUUCGCGGAGCAUAUGUGGUGUGUGCGGUACGUGCGACGGUGUGGAACGUUUGCCAUCGAUGAUGACACGACGAUGGGUAGAAAGCUACAGGAAGUUGGUGUGGAUCAGACCACCAGUCUGAUCGUACUAGCGCUGAGAAGAUUCGUGAUGCGUUGGUGUAACUGCCAGAAGGGUGAUUCGACCAUUGAGGUGAAGGAUGAGCUGGAAGAGGUCGACGUUGUGAUGGAAGGAGUUAGUAUGGAAAAUGACGAUGAAGAAGAUGGUGUUAAUGAAAAGAUUGAAGAGGACGUUGAGACAGAAGUGGAUGAGUGA